This is a messenger RNA of Lolium rigidum, 2673 nucleotides long. Its product is annotated as receptor like protein 22-like. NCBI's taxonomy places the organism in Eukaryota, Viridiplantae, Streptophyta, Magnoliopsida, Poales, Poaceae. Gene Ontology annotation, molecular function: protein binding. The transcript is spliced from 3 exons. The coding region runs from base 1 to 2673 and encodes 890 amino acids. The record is from RefSeq and is a predicted model, not a curated record.
AUGGCUCCAACUGCGCAACACCUCCACAUCAUAGUGGCGCUCCUUCUCGUAUGUUCAAAUUCCAUCUAUGCUUCAGCCAAGCAUAACACCACCAACAUUUCUGCCCCUUGCCUCCCAGAUGAAGCUUCUUCCCUGCUCCAGCUAAGACGUUCCUUCACCCACGCAAACCUUUCAUCAUGGCGAGCCGGAAGAGACUGCUGCAGCUGGGAGGGCGUCGCCUGCGACAUCUCCUCUGGAAGAGUCGUCUCCCUGAACCUCGGUGUUGAUCUGCAGAUCCGGCACAUCCACCCUGCGCUCCUCAACCUCACCUCUUUGAGUAGUUUGAGCCUUGCAACCACGGGCAUUUCCGAGGGGCUCUCUUCUCUGAGUAAGCUUCCAUCACUGAAUAGUCUGGAGCUCCACGGGUCGAACUCGUGGGAUCCACAGCUAUCAUCAGUUGGUACCAUUAAGCAACUGACGUCCCUGCGCCUUCAAGCCUAUGGUUUCUCUCGAUCGUCGGUGCCUUCUUGGAUUGGCAGUCUGACGAGUUUGGUAUAUCUGCGCAUGCAUGGUUGCAAUUUCACUGGGCCGGUACCGUAUCAGAUUGGCAAUCUCCCAAAUCUGACGCUGCUGGAAUUCAAAAGUUGCAAAUACACUGGGCAACCAAUUCCUUCAUGGAUUGGAAAUCUUUCAAGACUCACCCAGUUGGAGAUACAAGGUUGUGAAUCCUCGGCUGGGUUGAUUCCGUCAACAAUUGGAGACUUGACCCAGCUUGAAGUUAUACGGCUAGGGUACAACAACCUUGUCGGGAAAAUUCCAAAAUAUGUGUUCGCUCUUCCAUCACUGCAAGUGCUUUGCCUAAACAACAAUCUACUUUCUGGUCAUCUUGAAGACAUUCCUUCCCCGGUAUCGUCACCGUUGUCUACUAUUGAUUUGAGCACCAACCAGCUAACUGGCAAUAUUCCAAAAUCAAUCCUUCAGCUUAAACUGCUUGACCAUCUCAACCUUGGGUCAAAUAGAUUGUCGGACACAAUCACACUAAGUUCUUUAUGGAGGUUGAAGAGCCUACAUUUCCUUAGUCUGUCUAAUAACAAAUUAUCAAUCAUCGCAGACCAAGAAGUGGAUGCUUCAAACUCUCUUCCUAACAUCCACUGCUUAUACCUUGCAUCCUGCAACCUCACAAAAUUUCCAAGCUCACUAAGAUAUCUAGAUAAAAUUUCUGUUCUUGACCUUUCAAGUAAUCAAAUUGAUGGUGUAGUGCCAAGUUGGGUAUGGGAGAAUUGGAAGGACCAGCUUGAGAGUUUGAACCUCUCACGUAACAUGUUCACUACUUUGGAGAAGUCUCCUUCUCUGGUUCAUAUGUCACGUCUAGAUGUUCUUGACCUCAGCUUUAAUAGACUCCAAGGAAGCAUACCAAUACCGGUAACUGCAAGGCCUGGAAAUGUGUUGGACUAUUCAAAUAAUAACUUCUCUUCCAUUGUACCUAACUUUGGAAGAUAUAUUAGAAGUUUCUAUCUCAAUUUGUCCAAGAAUAAAUUAAAUGGUCAUGUACCAUCUUCCAUCUGCGGUGCAAGCGAACUCAAUAUCAUGGACUUGUCUUACAAUAAUUUUAGUGGAUCGAUCCCGUCAUGUCUUAUAGAAAGGGGAAGCCUGGCUGUGCUGAAGUUGAGAGAAAAUAAAAUCAAUGGGACAUUGCCUGAAAAUAUUAGAGAAGAAUGCAAGCUUCAGACACUAGAUCUGAAUGGAAAUCAAAUUCAGGGCAGACUACCUAGAUCAUUGUUAAAUUGCCAAGAGUUGUCGGUUCUUGAUGUUGGCAACAAUCAGGUCGUUGGUUCUUUUCCAUCUUGGUUGGGUAUUCUUCCAAAUCUUCGGGUCCUUGUCUUACGGUCCAACCAGCUCAAAGGCACAAUAAGAAAUAUCAAGGGUGGCGAUAGCAUCAUCAACCACUUCUCAAGUUUACAAAUACUUUGUUUGUCUUCCAAUAAAUUCUCUGGAAGCCUACCAAAAGGAUGGUUCAACACAUUUACAGCAAUGAUGGAAAAUAUCAAUGAGGAUGGACGAGUUUUAGGUUACUACCCAAACACGACGCACGGAUUUUAUCAAGAUACUAUUACCAUCACUCAUAAGGGGUCCGAUCUUACUUUCACCAAAAUUCUGACCACUUUCAAAGCAAUCGAUUUCUCAAAUAACUCAUUUGAUGGUCCUGUUCCAGAGUCAAUUAGGAGUCUUGUUUCACUUCAUGGGAUUAAUAUCUCAUCCAACAACUUCACAGGACAAAUUCCGUCUACUUUGAGUAACUUGUCUCAGAUGGAGUCAUUGGAUCUCUCCCAGAACCGACUUUCAGGGGAGAUACCACAAGAGUUAACAUCUCUAACCUCUCUUGCUUGGUUGAAUCUUUCACACAACAACUUGAUUGGAAGAAUACCGCAGAGCAACCAGUUCUUUUCAUUUCCCAAUAGUUCAUUUGAUGGUAAUAUGGGCCUAUGUGGAAGUCCACUCUCUAAAGAAUGUGAAUCUACAGGUUCAAUUGCCACAAGUACAUUGACCCAUCAUGAACCUAAUAAUUUGUGGCAGGAUAGACUUGAUGCCAUCCUGCUCUCCACCUUUGUUGGGCUGGGGUUUGGCGUGGGCUUUUCAUGGGCAAUUUUGUUCACGAUUUGGCCACAUAAAAGGAUGGGCCGAAAGCAUAGGUAA